AAAAAAAAAAAAACAAAUCCUCUCUCCUUACAUUCUUCAUUGUUUUUGUGACGAAUUUGCUGCUAAAAAGUUUGUUUUCGUGUGUUGAAUUUACAGUGAUGUGAAGAAGUUGAUUGUUCUAGUGAUAAAGAUGCAGAAUUUGGGUGAAUUCAAAUUGCCCCACUUUUUUAAUUACCCUCCUUACUUCACUUUGCAGACAGUUAGGGACACUCGAGAGAAACAAAUACAGCUCUGGAAAGAACUUAUCAUUGACUAUUGUAGAGCUCACAACAUAUUUAUUAUUGAAUUGGACCAAGAUUUUCCUUUGUUCUCCAAUCCUGUUAUUGAAAGAUCUCUCAGUCAUGAAGCCAGGGAAGUGUUUCUUUCUGCAUUAGUUUCAGAAGGACGUGCAGAAUGGUUAGAUAAAGGACAUCGGAAGUGCCUCCUUCUGUGGCACCGUAUUCAAGAGUGGGCGGACCUUAUCUUACGUUUUGUUAAGGACAACGGCUUAGAGAACGACGUCAUGACUAUUGAGGAAAUACGCUCUGGAACUGAAACUCGAGGAACAGAGCUUCAUGGAAUUGAUCGGACGAUCUUGAUGCGAGCAUUGAAACUACUAGAACACAAAGGGAAGCUUGCAAUUUUUAAGGGAACCUCAGCUGAUGAUGAAGGUGUGAAAUUCUCCAUAUAAUGUUUCGACUAUACGUAGAGGAUAGUCUUUCUGAUCAUGUUUUAUCAAAUGUACUACAACUGUGCUGUCCAUUCAUAUUAUGAACUCAAUUGAAUACAUUUUCUUCACAUA
Mercurialis annua (annual mercury) is the source of this 781-nucleotide messenger RNA. Its product is annotated as vacuolar protein sorting-associated protein 25. The coding region runs from base 131 to 670 and encodes 179 amino acids. Gene Ontology annotation, biological process: protein transport to vacuole involved in ubiquitin-dependent protein catabolic process via the multivesicular body sorting pathway. The transcript has 6 exons. Lineage: Eukaryota; Viridiplantae; Streptophyta; Magnoliopsida; Malpighiales; Euphorbiaceae. Gene Ontology annotation, molecular function: protein homodimerization activity; structural molecule activity. The record is from RefSeq and is a predicted model, not a curated record. Gene Ontology annotation, cellular component: ESCRT II complex.